Messenger RNA from Pristis pectinata (smalltooth sawfish), 6147 nucleotides. RefSeq names its product ectodysplasin A (gene eda). The record is from RefSeq and is a predicted model, not a curated record. Gene Ontology annotation, biological process: animal organ development; immune response. Bases 122 to 1195 code for a protein of 357 amino acids. Gene Ontology annotation, molecular function: death receptor agonist activity; death receptor binding; tumor necrosis factor receptor binding. Gene Ontology annotation, cellular component: membrane. The transcript has 8 exons. NCBI's taxonomy places the organism in Eukaryota, Metazoa, Chordata, Chondrichthyes, Rhinopristiformes, Pristidae.
UCGGUGUCGUUAGUUGCUGCCGCUGAAACUAACGAAUCGGAAGCUCAGAAAAAAAAGCAAUUUAAUAUGGUGUAUUAGAAACAAAUAUUUUUUUAAAGAUCUGGAUUUGUAGCUUCUAAAAAUGGCAACGAAAAGUUUCGAGGGAAAACUUUUAAGCUGCGAGAAAGAUCUUCCCACAACUUGCAAUUGCAGGAAGCGGUGCAAUAACUGUGGUAUCUUCCUGAGCUGCUUUGUGCUGUCGCUGUGCCUUCACCUGGUCACCCUGGUCUGCUACUUGGAUCUCCGAUCCGAGGUCAAACGGGAACUGAGGCUGCAGAGCAGGAGCGAGACUCCAGGCGGACAAACACCAGAUGAUCCCCGUCCCGAGAACAAGCCUGAGUGGGAAAUACAAUCAGCUGCUACCGCCGCUCCCGAGGCACAUGUGUUAAAUUAUUUACCUACAGAAGAUCAGGCACUACACUAUGGAAAUCAAGUCAAAGUGAUUCAUCGGAUGAAGCGAAGCCAAACCAAAGAGCCAGGAGAAAGAGGUAAAAGCAAAGGCAAAGGGAAAGGCAAGAAAACGGGUCCACCUGGCCCACAAGGGCCCCCAGGUCCUCCGGGCCCCCCAGGACCUCAGGGCCCCCCGGGAAUCCCAGGAAUCCCUGGAAUACCAGGAACAGCAGUGUUGUCAGCACCUGGACCACCAGGUCCACCUGGCCAACCAGGACCUCCUGGACCACCAGGACCACUCGGUACUUCAGACAAAGCUGCUGACGGUCAGACAUCAAUGGCAGUUGUCCACCUCCAGGGUCAUGACUCAGUCAUUCAAGUUAAACAAGAUCUCAUAGGUGGUAUUCUGGCUGACUGGGUCCGAUCUUCGCUGAAUCAUAAGGUCUUCCGGUUACACAGCCGAAGUGGACAGUUGGAGGUACUUGUGGAUGGCACCUACUUCAUCUAUAGUCAGGUAGAAGUUUACUACAUUAACUUUACUGACUUCGCAAGUCAUGAGAUGCUUGUGGACGACAAGCCUUUCUUGCAGUGCACGCGCAGCCUUGAAAACCGCAAGUCGAAGUUCAAUACCUGCUACACAGCUGGGGUGUGCCUACUCAAAGCAAGGCAGAAGAUCACAGUCAAGAUGACGUACGAAGAUACAGUUGUAAACAUGAGUAAGCAUACAACUUUCUUUGGAGCAGUGAGACUAGGCGAGUCCCCAUAGGUGUGGGAAGCGAGGGACUGGAGUACAGGAGGUAAAACAAAAAAAAACAAGGCUGUAUCCUGAACGAUGUCAUGUAAAAUUUAUAUUGAAGUACAGCGUAAGGAAAUGAGACUACAGAGUAAAGUUUAUUUCAUUUAUCCAAAUUAAGUCAAUUCCCAAUUUCCUGACAUGUACUUCUAUGAACGGACGUGACUUGCAUUGAGUUGUAUCGAAAAACCACUGAAACUGGCACAAAUCUGUCAGCCUUGUAACAAAGUCUCAGCUAUCCAUUUCUCCCAAUGUGUUUAACAGUGACAGAGUAUUAUUAACAGAGUUGAUUCCCCCAGUCCACCCUUCUCCCAGUGGACUGGAAUAACUCAAUUUGUUCUGCAGCACCCUUUCAGAUUUAAUGGACAUUUGGCUGGUGUUGAAGGCAUGCAAAAAUGAAAGCAGAAACGCAAGAGGAAUGAACCAGACAAGUGGGUCUUGAAGAAGGGACCUUUUUCUUGUGAAUGAUCAGAAAAGAACAAUAGUGGCCUGUUCUUGAAUCAACCUCUCGUGUCACCAGAAGUGUGGGAGAAGCCAUUCAAUGAGUUUCACUUACCUCUGGAGGAAACUCAGCAAAGAUCUAAGAAUAAAAAAUUGUUUAGUGCAGUUAAAAUUUGCCUCGCAUAGUGAAAUGAACAAUUGCUUGCACUUUUGCAUUGGGUGAGCAUAUUCCUUGGUUACCCAAGGUCUGUCGUUAAUAUAUUCAGAGAUAGAGCCCUCAGACAUAGUGAAUUCCAAAGAAUUACAACAGUCUGUGUAAUUUCUACUCAUGUUAGUUCUUGCAUCUUAUUCUGAGACUCUGCCCCCUAAUUCUAGACUCUCCAGAUUGGAGAAACUCUCUAUACAUUCAUUCGAGAAAAGGUUUGAUUCUCAUCUGUCAUUUUCAUAACCAGACUUUUCUUGAAAGGAUGCCAGUGAAUCAUGUGCUUUGUAAUUCACUGCAGCUGUCCAAUGUGGUGCUGUUGGAAACACUUCUAUGGUGGGAGGAAUACAAAAGUUAAGCAUGUGCCCGUGGUUAUAAGCUGCACGUCUGUAACUGGAGUCGCAUUAUUAGUCUUAGCUUUGUGGUCCUUUAGUUCCCGAAAACAUGGAUUACAUUUCCAGCACCAUUGGAAUGUUCCAAUCUGGUACAUUUCGAACAUUUAACAUUUUGUCGUUCUGAGAUAUUGUUACAAACUAAAAUGGAAAAAUAUCUCAUUCCUGCCAUCUUGUGACUGAAUGAAAUGUUACAACUUGCAGUGAAUUGCACAAAAUCAACAUCACAAACCCAAAUUCAAUUUGCAUACUGUUAAAUGAAGAAGUGAAUGGAAAUUAUAUUAAAUGUUAGCAUCCUGAAAGUGCUGUGACAUGAAGGUUACAUUGCCCAAGUAGCCAAAAGGGACAUCCUGCAAUUACCUAAUAUAAUUUUAAAAAUAAAACUUUAGUGGAAGGAGGAAAAAAAAUCCUUUCAGCAAUUAACAUCACCUUUAAUAACAAACCUUUGUGGAUGGACAAAACUGGUUCUAAGACCAAAGUUGCAAGCCAUUAUAUAUUGGCCUUUUCUGUACAAAUAUUAGUUUUUAAACCAUGGUGAAGCUGAAUCUCCAGAGUGGGAACAUAUGAACCAAAAAAUAUGGGCUAAAUGGCAAAGCUUUCUAUUCAUGAAAUUGUUUUAUAUGGUCGUCUUCCCUGAAAACCCAAUAAGUAAAUAUUUUGCUAUAAAAUCAGCAAUAUUGAAUAACAAGGUCAAGUUUCUGGGAACUUAUUUAGUGGCCCAAGGAUUGCAAUUUUCUUGCACCUUCUGGAUUUGGUGGGGAAAAUGAAGUCCUAGCUUGGGCUCCCAUUAACUUCUGCUACAGGUGCUUAUGUGGAAAUAUCAGGUGAGAGCAACAUUGAACUCAGUUGAAUAGCCUGCUGGUAGCCACUGACACAAGCACAAAGUUGGACAGAGUCUUAAAAAUAUCCUUACAAAUUUGAACCUUAAUAUGCACAAUGACUUCCAAAACAGAUUUAAAAUUUUUAAAGAAAGUUUUUGGCCACUAGAAUUGUACAUCUCAACUAUACUUCCUUCCACUCUGCCUCUAAGGACUCUGCUCCAAUUCACCCAGUUCCUCCAUUUGUGUCAUAUUUGGAUUUUCAACAUAGGUGCCUCUCCAAUAUCUUCCUUCAUCCUGAACCAUAGUUGACAGAGCCUUUCACUGCAUCUUAUUUCCCACACCUGUGUUCUCACCCCUCUCCUCCUGAACGGAGCAAGUAUAGAGUUCCACAGGUACUCACUUUCCAUCCAUUAGCCUUCUUAUUCAAUGGAUCAUCUUUUGCAAUGAGAUCACCGUCAAUGAGAUGCAGCUUACCCUCCCCUCCCAGGUUUCAAAGGAAUCAUUUCCUUCACAACUCCCUGGUUUGCUUUUCCAUCCCCACCAACCACUCCCUUUUGUCCUUAGACCUCUUCCCUUCCCAUCAUCCAGGGACCCAAAAAUUUCUUCCAGGUGAAACAGUGAUUCACUUGCAUUCCUUUCAGUCUAGUGAACUGUAUUCAGUGUGGCCCUUCUCUACAGUGGAGAAACCAAGCACAGAUUGGGUGACCUUUUUUGUGGAGCACUUGGCCUGCAAGGGCAAGACUAAGCUUCCCGUUGCCUGCAGUUUAACUCUCAGUCCCCUUCUAACCUAACAGUCUGUGGGAUCCUGCAUUGUUGUAAUGAGGUCGAACACAAGUUUGAGGAACAGCAGUUCAUCUUCUGUCUGGGCACACUACAGCCUUCCAGACAGCUUCAGGUAACUUACUUUGUUUGUGUUGGAACUGACCAGGUUGACCUCUGAUGUUAGUUCAGUUUUUUCUCUCUCAAUCAACACCACCUGCUGGACCUCUCCUACAGCUCUUUUGGUUUCAAACUUCCAACAUUUGCAGUUUUUGUUUUGAUUUUCAAAUCCAAAUCUUAUUCAUUUUGCUCAACAUCUGAACCAAAACAGUGUGCAAAAAUCAGCCAGAAUCAACAAUGAAACAAAACAUGCAAGUAUUUCCAGCAGAGCUCAAUUAUCUUUUUUAAUCUGGCUAACUGGUACUCUUGUUUGUCUGUCUAUCCAUCCAUCUUUCUCAGGACAGAGAUUCAUGUUGGCAAACUGAAAGGCUUCCAAAUCCUCUCCCCAAGUAACUCUUUCUGUACUGGCCCACAGCUUUAAAUCAACAAUUCACACAUCAGACUUCAGCCCACAGAGCAAUUGGACUGCUUGUAAGGCUAUUGCACUUAGUGGGAUUGUCACCCUUAUUCUUUCUCCCACUGAAACUCUUCAACAAAAGUUCCUGCUGACUAAGGAAUUUAUUUUCAACUUUGUCAAUUCCAGACUGCUGAAACCAAUUAAAAUAUCCCAGGUUUUGCCCUACUCUUCCUUUAAUGAGCAAUGAAAAUUUAGAAUAAACUUAGGACAUUCCUACUCAUGAUUAUCAGUAGGAAAUCAGUUAAUGCUUUUUUUAAAAAAAGCAAGGAGAAAGGUCCUUUUUAUUCCUCUUGGCCUGAAUAGCAAUAUUUUGAUUGCAUCUGGGGGGUGGCCUCUUUAUAAAAAAAAAAUCCCUUCUGCUGGACAUUGAGGGUGAUUACCUCAGCCAAUCAUGUCACCAGGAUCUUGGUGAACACCCUUAUGAAUAUUGGGGCAGUAGUUAUUGGCCUCCAGUUAUCAAAAUGCAUAUUGGCCAAGUUGCUGGUGGGAAACACCUGAAGUUGAAUCACAGCCUGGCAGCUGAGGAGCCUUAAAUAUGAGCAACUAAAUUAAUUUGGAAAUGAAAAGCUCGGAUCAGAAUGUGAAACUACUGCUUUGUCAUGAAAGCCCAAGGAAAGAAAUCUGCCAUGCUUGUCCAAUCUGACUCCGGGCUCUUAACUGGCCUAGAAAGCCACACAGUUCAGAGGACAAUAGUGGAUGGGCAAUAAGUGCUGGCCUUGCCAGAGACAUCCACAUCUAUAUGAAAAUAAAAGAAAACACUACACACAUCACUAAGCCACACCCACCAACCUGUCAACACAACAUUUCUAACGUGUGUCUUUCUAAACCUUAUUGCUUUUGAACUGUGCAUCUUUCUCAAAGAAACAUCAGUCUCUAUUUGGUGACAAUAUGGUUUUGUAAGCCUUGAAUUGUAGUUGUAUAAUAUGCAAGGAUAGUUCCCUAUUUAUUUUGUUCUUUUGAUUUGAAUUUUGUACCAUCAUAGGGGUGUGAUGGAAACCCUGCAACUACCAAUAGUGGACUUGCUUUCUCACUGGCUGAAGGCCAUGUGUGGCAAUAGUAAUUUUUUAAAUUAGUGAAAUAAAUGGGCCACUGUCAAUUUUCUUCUUCACUGCUCUCUUGAAGAAUCAUCAUCUGCAUUUGCCUUAUCUUGUUUCAAAGUAUAUAAUUGCCACCCUACAUUUUCAUACAUAUUACAGCAAUCUGUUUGGCUAUGUUGUUAAGUUGGGCUCUAAUUGGCUUUGUAGCUGUAAUUCAGAAGGACUUGUAAUAAUAAAGGAGUGAUUGAUUAUUAAAAAUAAAUGGGACCAAGAUGAAAUGGCCUUAGUUUUCCACGAUGUGAUGCUCCAGUGUUUGAAGCUCAAUCUUAUUGUAUUCUUAAUGAUAUCUAACACUAUUGCAUCUUGGUCUUGUCUGUUACUACUUCUGUAUUGUAGUGUAUAUAAUAAAGUACCUCAAUGUUAUAUUGGUUUCAGUUUACCUGUUGUGGAACGUUGAGACAAACAGAUUAUUAUAAGAUGGCUUCUUCAAACAAUGAUGGAAUGAGUCUGUGCUGGAAUGGGUCAGUUAUGAGUUGUGUUCUUUAGACAUUAACAUAAUUUAUUUGUAUUGUGUAUAUAUAUUUUUGUAUUAGUUGAACAACACUUUAAAAUGUUUGCUCUGUUCACCUGCUGUAUACUGAGUUGCUAAACAUCUUUAAAAAGAUGUACAUUAUUAAAACUGUACAUGUCCUUCAA